GGAUAAUUCGUGAGCGCACUGGCUGGCCCAGAAAUCACUCAAAAGGAACCGCAGGCAGACGGCCCCAACCCAUGGUAGGUAUGUCCCCGUCCCUUAAUCAUGGUGUCGGCACAAAGAAAAGUAGAUGGAUGGAUGGAUGGUGCUCACUUCCGGCUGGCUGCGGUGUGCGGCUUGGUCGCCUUGCCCUUCGCCCAUGAGGCCCGCCGCUGCACCGCAGUGCUGGACAGGAGGGUCACACCGGCCUCCUUCAAGUUGUUCCGCAUGACGUCCAUGGUGUCCUUGGCCACACCGGCCGUCGCGUCUUCAACCAUGUAUGUGUGGAAGCCGUAGUUGGCCGCGUCGACGGCUGUGCUGCCCACACAAUAGUCCAUCGCCAGUCCCUGCGCACAGCCACAACACAAAUCAUGAGAAAGACGCUUUCUUCCGCGCCGCCUCUCCCCCCCUCUCUCUCUCUGUCGCUCACUCAACUCACCAUGACGUAGACGGAGCGUAUGCCGCUCGCCUUCAGCUGCUCCAGCAGCCCGGUCGGCUCGGGCUCGAAGUUGGCAGUGGGUGGCGACGUACCGAACCCACUAUAGGCGUCUGCUCUUUCCGCUGACCCUUGAGGAUGAUGUGGUCCGUCGGCUGCCGCUUCAGGUCGGGAUGAAAAGCUGCACCCACCGAAUGCGCUAUGCAGUGGGGCGGCCAGAGCACCUGCCGGCCCAUGUCGUCCGGGAGGUCGACGAGUGUCACGCCGAUGUCUUUGCUGGUCUUGCCCCUGUGUUGUGUGUAGAAGGAGACAUGGUCGAUGGGGUGAAAGUCGGCAGUGAGGAACACCUCGUCGAAGAAUGGAAGGCUUCUGAGCGUGUUGAUGGUGGGGAUGAUGUCCAGGGAGCCUUUGACCUACAUGGCAUAUGCAUGCACCACAGUGGCCGCAAAGAAACACAGACAGACGCAGAUGCGCACCCACCAUCAGCGAGCCGUCGGGUUCGCAGAAAUCCUUCUGCAGAUCCACAAUUAUGAGCGCCACCUUGCCGUUGCCCGUGUCCUCAUCCAUCCCCUCCAGCUCAUCGACCUCGGCGAAGGCGGCGGCCUCCUCCGGCCGGAAGCCGAAGCCGCACGUGUCGGAGGAGCCCUCACACCCCUCGUCGGCAUCAGAGACCAGGGGAAUGUCCGAUGCAAACAGAGGAGGCACCAGAGGAAGCACCAGCAGCGCGAAAGCAACAUGGCGGAGAACGGGGAGAGCCAUUUUGCUGCCCUGCUUUCCGACGGAUUUUGGUGGUCCCUGCGCCUGCGCCAAGCAACGACGUG
Vitrella brassicaformis is the source of this 1290-nucleotide messenger RNA. Lineage: Eukaryota; Vitrellaceae. The record is from the annotation of a GenBank genome assembly.